Messenger RNA from Laccaria bicolor S238N-H82, 1001 nucleotides. RefSeq lists its product as uncharacterized. The transcript is spliced from 4 exons. Bases 1 to 879 code for a protein of 292 amino acids. The record is from RefSeq and is a predicted model, not a curated record. NCBI's taxonomy places the organism in Eukaryota, Fungi, Basidiomycota, Agaricomycetes, Agaricales, Hydnangiaceae. Gene Ontology annotation, molecular function: peroxidase activity.
AUGUUCCUCGUAACCCCAAUCGCCCGAGCCAUCCAAGACGCCGGGAUCUUCUCAUGGGACCUCGGAUUGACCUUGAUCAACUUCGUGACGCCUAGCAGGAAGGUGGACCAUGUCACCCCCGCGGGCCAUCCUGGCGCAGGUGGGACGUGGCCUGAGUAUAUCCCACCGACGGAGGGAGAUAGUCGGUGCUCGUGUCCUGCGUUGAACGCUAUGGCGAAUCAUGGCAUCCUACCCCGCGAUGGGAAAAACAUCUCCUUCCCAGAGAUGAACAGCACGAUUAGGGCAACUUACAACUUUGCACCGUCUUUCUGCUUCUUCGUCCCAAACUUUGCUGCUAGGAUGUUGAACAAGAGUUACGGGAAAGAUAGAUUUGACUUGGCUGAUUUGGAUUUACACAAUGGGAUUGAACACGAUGCGUCUCUCACUCGCGAAGACCUUCAUUUCGUCAAAGAUCAAGGGAAGCCGCACCUUCCUUUCGUAAGAGAACUCCUCGAUUCUGCAUCGGGGAAGGACAAAGAUGGAAACGUACUCCUCACCCCGGCCGACCUUUCUCGUUAUUCCGCCAAGCGUCGCGCAGAGUCUCGUGCCAACAACCCCGAGUUUUCUUUAGACCUGUUCCACAAGAUGUUUGGUAGCUCCAACUCCUCAACUCUCUUGACGGUAUUCGGCGGACGCGUUUCCGAUCUCGAGUCCAUCCUCAUCGAUGAGCGUUUUCCUGAAGGGUGGGAGUCGAGAGUCAGGGAGCCCUUUGGGUUGACGAUAGCGUCUUUCCAACCGACUGUUCUGAAGGUGGAAUUUGGGAUUGAUGAGAGCAAAUAUGCCGCGGAGGCUAGCUCGACUGCAGCUGUUGAGAGUGGGGAACCAAAUCCAGCAGCGUAGGAAUGGUGGUUAGCAACGAUUUCGCAAAGCGAGAGUGGCAAAUUUUGGUUGGACAGCGGACAUUCCAUCACAUUGUAACAAACCCACGAAAGUCAAUGAUCUUGCGAAUUCUUAUGUUUUCG